AUGCCCAGUGCCAACCGUGCUGAGAGGACGCAAGACUCUUCCACUGACAAAACAAACGUGACAGUCUAUCGCUGUAGAGGCCAUGUGAGCAGUGUGUGUGAUGACAAACAGAGUUAUGAAGGCUGUGAAAAGAUUUUUGAUACACAAAACAACACAUUUUCGGAUAAAGCGUUUCGUUUGGAGCCCAGUGAAACAAGCAUCAUCCUGUGCUGUCGGUACCCAGAAUAUGUUCUUGAAGGAAUUAUUGGCAUUGUCUGGCAUAAAGCCAAGGGAAUAGGAGGCUCAUGUGGUGCUGUGAAUUGUGAAGUUUCCUCAGAAAAUGUAACGGGUGGCAUCACUGAAACUUGCUGUGAAGCAGAGAUCAACUUUAACAAACCCAAAAGCCUCCUGAAAUGCUACCAUAAAAUGGCAGAGAAUCCUCAACCUGUAAUUGAUGAACAGAGCAGCAGCAGUGCCAUCCUCAUUCCAGUACUGCUGGUCAUAGUGUGUGGAGCAGCCCUGGGAGUGUAUUGUGUUCGACGGAGGAGGAAAGGUCGAGGUGGAGAAAAUGAACAACAAACAGACAUUAUCAGUGUUUGGGAAGGAGACUCCAUCAGCAUAAUUUGCUCAAGGGAAAAUUUGGAAGAGGUAUUGGGAACAUACUUGACAGCUAGCAAGGAGCAACUCACUGUGUUAUAUGUUUCCAGGGAGGGUACUUCAUACAUCCCCCCUGACUUGGCUCAUCGCCUCAAUUAUUCGGAGGAAGGAAAGAACCUCGGGAUAACUCUGCACAAUGCACAGCAAUCUGAUUCCAAUACCUACCAAUGCUCUACAUUUGUUACCAAGAAAGGCCAUCACAAAAAGUUGCAUGGGAAGGAGACCAUAGUAGUGGUGAAAGCUCAAACCAGUGGAGUUCUUCAACAGUCACCACUCUAUGUCAAUCCUGAGCCAGGCCAGUCAAUCAGUAUUACCUGUGCAUGGAACAGUUCAUAUGAAGAUGAAGAGUUCUACUUGCUCAAGACCCUCAUGCAACGUGAAAAAGUGCUACAUGUUUCAAGUCAGAAUGCUUCAACUAUUUCUCUUGCUUUUGCUAAUCGCUUGGAGUACUCAAAGGAAGAGAAGAAAAUAGUGAUAACUCUGCACGACCUACAGAAAAAUGACAGUGGCAUUUAUGUAUGUGCUGGGGUGGUGAAAAAUGUCUCUUUUCUCUCAGUGAGUGAAAGUGGCACCAUGAUGCUGAUUAAAGACGUGGAGCAGACAGACUGCAGUAAUAGUUCCUGGGUCAUCUAUGGUCUUACCAUCAUAGUAGCGCUAUUGUUUACUGCACUGAUGUGCUGCACCUUGUACGGUGUCAAUCAACUGAGAUAUUUAUUUGCCUUUGAUAACAUGCCUCAGAUGAAGAAGUGUUUCCGGAAAAGAAAACCACACACAGUAUCAAAUACAGUAUAUGAAGACAUGUCUUACUCCUCUAGACGUAACACCUUCAACAGAACCAACAAUUACUCCAUUGGCAAUUAA
This is a messenger RNA of Indicator indicator, 1497 nucleotides long. RefSeq names its product CD7 molecule (gene CD7). Gene Ontology annotation, cellular component: membrane. The transcript has 8 exons. NCBI's taxonomy places the organism in Eukaryota, Metazoa, Chordata, Aves, Piciformes, Indicatoridae. The record is from RefSeq and is a predicted model, not a curated record. Gene Ontology annotation, biological process: adaptive immune response. The coding region runs from base 1 to 1497 and encodes 498 amino acids. Gene Ontology annotation, molecular function: signaling receptor activity.